GCAAUGAGUGAGAGAAAAGUAGUAGGAAAAAAAUACGAAUAUCAAACAAAUGAUAAAUUAGGCUCAGGAGCAUUUGCAGAAGUUUAUUUUGGGAAAAAUAAAUUAACUUAAGAAGCUGUCGCAAUCAAAGUUAUUAAGAGAGCAGUAUUAGCUAAAUAUGGGUAUGGUGUAAAUAAAAUAAUUAAGUGAUGAAAUAUUGUAAUAAAUACAUUAGGAGGUGGAAAUAUUAUAGGAAUUAGUAGAGGCUUCUAAAACUGAUGCAUGUCCAUUUAUCAAUAGAAUUUAUGAAUGCUUAGAGACAACAAAUAAUAUUUAUAUUGUGUUAGAAUUUUGUAAUUAAGGAACUUUACUUGAUCAAAUUAAAAAAACAAAGAAAUUAGAAGAAAAUGAAGCUUUAUUCAUUUUAUUUUAAUUAUUAUAGGCACUUACAUUAUUAGCUAAAAAUAAUAUUGCACAUAGAGAUAUUAAACCAGAAAACAUUUUCAUAAAGGAUGGAGUCUAUAAAUUAGGAGAUUUUGGAUUUGCUGGUUAAAAAUCAAUGUAUUAGACUCAUUUGGGAACUUUUCCAUAUAUGGCUCCAGAAUUUUUCACAAGUGAUUAAUAUGAUUCAAAGGUGGAUGUUUGGGCAUUAGGAUUACUUAGUCAUGAAAUGCUUUUUGGAGAAAUAUAUUUUAUAGGAAAAAGUCAAUUUGAAGUUUAAUAGAAAAUUUUAACUAAGUAAUAUAUUUUGGAUGAUUAAAAAUAUGCAGUUUCUGAUGGAGUAAAAGAAUUAUUGAAAUAAAUGAUUACAAAAGAUCCUUAAUAAGUAAUUUAGAUAAUUAUAUUAAUUAGAGAAUAACAGCUAGAGAUGCAUUGAAAUUUAGUAUAUUUGAUAAAUUUAGAACAGAUCCAAGAUAUAUAACAAUAAUGGAGAAUGAGAAAUAAUUUAUGAAAUAAUUUGAUGAUGAUACAUCUUAAAAAUCAAGUUAAUAAAUAUAAAUAGAAGAGGAGGAGAGAUAAAAAAGAGAAGAAGAAGAAAAAGCAAAAUAAUUAUAAAUGUAAUUAGAUUCUUAAAAGGCUUAAUUAUUAUAAUAAGGAAUUAAAUAAAUAACUGAUGGUAUUAAAGACAAAUUAAAUGGUAUAUUGUUAAUGGUUUAAUUAUCUGAUUUUUUGAGUUAAAAUGUAAUUGAGAUUUGUCGUUUUGAAAUAUUGUAUAUUUUAAAAUAAGCAGCAAUUUUAAUUUCUUAAUUAAAAGAGAAAAUGGAUGAUAAAUAUAUUUUUGGAAAACAAGAUCAUAUUAAAUUUGAUGUAGAUUAAGAAAUUUGGAAUGUUUUUUAUACAGAUGCAAGGUAAUUUAAUUUAUUUUCUAUUUAUAGUGUAAAAUAAUUGAUUGAUGAUAUAGAAGGUGAUCGAACUUAAAUUAGAAAGAAAUAUAUAGAUUACUUAAAUUACAUCAAUAAUUUUACAAAUACAAAUUAUAGAGAAAGUAUGCAUUAUACAGAAUAAAUUACAAAUGUAAAUUUCACUAAAUUAAUUGAACAUUAAUUAUAUAAUGAAUAAUUAUAUCAAAAGAUAAAGUUCUUUAAGGAAGAUAAAGAUAAAGUUAAAGAUGAAAAUAUCAGAAAACUCAUUAAUAAAUGUUUACUUUGGAUGUAUGCAGCCUAUGAAUAUUAAAAAUUAUGUUCUGGAUAAUUAAUGGAUAUUAUGAAAUUCAUGGAAGCUUUGAACAAUGAUAAUACUGAAGAAAUGAAAAAUUGUAUAAAAUGGCCAUGAACC
Messenger RNA from Paramecium pentaurelia, 1755 nucleotides. NCBI's taxonomy places the organism in Eukaryota, Ciliophora, Oligohymenophorea, Peniculida, Parameciidae. The record is from the annotation of a GenBank genome assembly.